AUGCCUCGGAGGAAGACAGACGGCGAUAGACCGGUAGCUACCCGCGCGGGCUCGCGUGAACGCAAGCCCUCCAAAAAGGCGAUCGCAGCCAGAGAGGCUGAGGCACUAGCACGGGCAUCCACUGCACGCAGGCGGGCGAAGGCCCUCCCGAAAAGCCAGGGUGAGCGAGUGCGGGAAGAGCUCGACGAUGACACUGCCACAGACGGGGACGCUACGCUUGUCCACAAGGAUGAAGAUAAGAAGGAGGAAGAUGUAACGAAGAAAUCCUCGACGAGUCAAGCUCAAGGCCAACGGGGACCGAAGGACGCUGGUCCGGUGCCGACUACGGCUGCGCACAAGAAGACAUCAUCCCUCAGCAAGGCAGCCAGUGGCGAAGAUAUGUUGAUCGUACCGCAGAAGAUAGUCGUCACACUGGUGGGCGCCGAACGCGGUCCCGCCGAGGUCAUUGCCGAGCCUAACAGCGACACUUGCAAAGCCCGCGGCGGGUUUGAGAAGGCCAUUCAAACGCUCACGGAACAAUACUACUCAAUUAUUCCGCACGAUUUUGGUAGACGGCGCCCAACUGUCAUCGACAAUAUUGCUACGCUGAAGCAGGAAUUAACGCUUCUCGAUGCCCUGGACAACAUGGAAGUCGCUUCGAAGAUCAUCCAAUCAUCGACUACUAUACCCCGUGACGCUGAUGGAUGCCUAGUAAAUCAGCUUGACGCGCAUUUUCGCGGAUUGCAGCUCUCGAAGAUGGAAUUGGUUGUACAUGCAAGUCACGAGUUUGAGGCGCUCAAGACAUACCUGCUUGACAUGCAUGGAGAGACACACAGGGACCACUGCUACCGCAUCCAGCACGCGUUCCGCAUCGAGAGGGAGGUUGAGACACAGGCUUGGACAACCGCGGGAUUUGAAAAACUCGCAGAUGGGGAGCGGUUAUUACUGUGGCAUGGGUCGUCCACGACAAACUUCGUGGGAAUCCUUCGAAACGGCCUCCGCAUCCGACCUCCAGAAGCGCCUUCCAAUGGCUCUAUGUUUGGCAAGGGUGUCUACUUCGCAGACAUGCUGUCAAAGUCAGCACGCUAUUGCACCACUGAUAAGAGCGACAAUAUUGGCCUGCUCCUCCUCUGCGAAGUCGCCGCCAAACCAUUCUUGGAGCGGUACACGGCAAACAUGAACGCCGAGACGUUCUGCAAGGCUGCGGGUGCACGAGCAACGAAAGGUGUGGGUUUGUAUCAGCCUAGCGGCUGGCAGGACGCUGGAGACGCGUUGAACCGCCCCGAGUUGCGAGGUUGCCACAUGCCCAAAGGUCCUCCUACCGAGGUCGUCGAGCAUCCGGCGCGGGUACAUGAGCCCACCCGGGGGCCGAUGUUUGGCCUCGUGUACAAUGAGUAUAUUGUCUACGACACCUCGCAGAUCCGGAUGCGAUACCUGGUGAUGGUCUCUGAUGAGAAUCUGACACCGACCACCUGUUCAACGGGCCUAUGA
Messenger RNA from Trametes versicolor FP-101664 SS1, 1470 nucleotides. Its product is annotated as PARP-domain-containing protein. Gene Ontology annotation, molecular function: NAD+ poly-ADP-ribosyltransferase activity. Lineage: Eukaryota; Fungi; Basidiomycota; Agaricomycetes; Polyporales; Polyporaceae. Bases 1 to 1470 code for a protein of 489 amino acids. The transcript has 15 exons. The record is from RefSeq and is a predicted model, not a curated record.